UGGGGUCUGGGCCAGUUAAAAGGGUGGGAGCCGCCCAGGACCCAUCUCUCGGGUGGAGUCUUCCGACAGCUGGUGCCGCGGUCCUCAGGAACAUCCUCCUGUGCCUCAGUCAUGGCUUGUGGUCUGGUCGCCAGCAACCUGAAUCUCAAACCCGGGGAGUGCCUCCGAGUGCGGGGCGAAGUGGCCCCCGACGCCAAGAGCUUUGUGCUGAACCUGGGCAAAGACAGCGACAACCUGUGCCUGCACUUCAACCCUCGCUUCAACAUGCACGGGGACGCCAACACCAUUGUGUGCAACAGCAAGGAUGGCGGGGCCUGGGGGACCGAGCAACGGGAGUCGGCCUUCCCCUUCCAGCCUGGAAGUGUCAUGGAGGUGUGCAUCUCCUUCGACAAGGCAGACCUGACCAUCACGCUGCCGGAUGGCUACUCGUUCAAGUUCCCCAACCGCCUCAACCUGGAGGCCGUCAACUACCUGUCGGCCAAUGGUGACUUCAAGAUCAAGUGUGUGGCCUUUGAGUGAAGCCAGCCAGCCCAUGGCCCCCAAUAAAGGCAGCUGCCUCUGCUCUCCCUG
Equus quagga is the source of this 570-nucleotide messenger RNA. RefSeq names its product galectin 1 (gene LGALS1). The transcript has 4 exons. The record is from RefSeq and is a predicted model, not a curated record. Bases 112 to 519 code for a protein of 135 amino acids. Gene Ontology annotation, molecular function: laminin binding; carbohydrate binding. NCBI's taxonomy places the organism in Eukaryota, Metazoa, Chordata, Mammalia, Perissodactyla, Equidae.